GGCCUGGCUGCCGGGGCGGGGGCCGAGCGAGCCCGACCCCUUCUCCCCCCGGCACGAUUCCGGCUCCCUCGGCCCCGGGCCCGCGGGGAGCGGAACCCCGCACCGGGCUCUCUCCGGCACCAGCAGCAGGAGUCGUGCCACCGCUGCCCCGCGAGCCUGGGCGGGACCAGGGGCGUCCAAUGCAACGAGGGGCUGGAGGGAAAUGGCGCAGCCCGCAACAAGUCGCCCGCCCCACCGCAGAGCUAGACCCGCUCCACUCCUCGCUCGGAGAUUGGGGGAGCCCUGGUCAGCUGAUACUGAUUCCAUAUGUCAAUCAACCCCUUCGGCCCGCCCACGAAAGGCGAUUGGCCAGCCCACCGGAAGUCACCUGGCCGGCAAUUAGGAGGCUGACGCGGCGCGGUGACGAUCUGCUGCCACCAGUGUUGCGGUUGCCACGUGCGCGCUGCACCCGGGAGAGGGACACUUUGCUACUAGCCACCAUGUUUGUUCUAGUGGAGAUGAUGGAUACGGUACGGAUUCCUCCGUGGCAGUUUGAAAUGAAGCUCAAUGACUCCAUUGCCGAAGAACUAAAUAAGAAGUUAGCUAACAAGGUUGUGUAUAAUGUUGGCCUCUGCAUCUGUCUGUAUGACAUCACAAAGCUGGAAGACUCGUACAUAUUUCCUGGGGAUGGUGCAUCGCACACUAAAGUGCAUUUCCGGUAUGUGGUAUUCCAUCCCUUUCUGGACGAGAUUCUGAUCGGGGAGAUUAAAGGCUGCAGUCAGGAUGGAGUUCAUGUUUCUCUUGGUUUCUUUGAUGACAUUGUCAUCCCUCCAGAGUCCCUGCAGCAGCCAGCUAAGUUCGAUGAAGCAGAGCAGGUCUGGGUGUGGGAGUACGAGACAGAAGAAGGGGCUCAUGACCUGUACAUGGACACGGGGGAGGAGAUCCGCUUCCGGAUAGUGGAUGAGAGCUUUGUUGACACAUCCCCUACAGGUCCAAGCUCCACAGAGGCUUCCACCUCUGGUGCCACAGAAGAGGUGCAGAAGAAGGAGGCACCCUACACUCUGGUGGGAUCCAUCAGUGAACCUGGCCUGGGCCUCCUCUCAUGGUGGACAAACAGUUAGCAGGAGUCAGAACUUGCUCUGCAUGGAUCCUACAGGAUGGAUGUUUUCAAGGAUUGCAGGAGCCAGCUGGUGCCCUGCUCCCCUCCAGGCAGUGGACAAGAAAGCAGGGCUUCCAUGUUCCUGUAAUUGCUCCCCACCAGGUCGGGCUGGCAACUGCCAAGAAAUACCUCCGUUAGAACUGUACAAGUAAAACUACAGAUACAAGGGCUGCCCUGUUACAUGAGCCCAGCAGCCACAAACCCAUCUGGGACUUUGACAUCCUGGAAAGCAGAGCAAAAUUGGGUUCAAAUGCCAAAGAAAGUCUCUGCAGUCUUGAAAAAGAGCAAUCUAAG
This is a messenger RNA of Dermochelys coriacea (leatherback sea turtle), 1432 nucleotides long. RefSeq names its product RNA polymerase III subunit H (gene POLR3H). The record is from RefSeq and is a predicted model, not a curated record. Bases 180 to 1100 code for a protein of 306 amino acids. Gene Ontology annotation, cellular component: RNA polymerase III complex. Gene Ontology annotation, molecular function: DNA binding; DNA-directed RNA polymerase activity. Gene Ontology annotation, biological process: DNA-templated transcription; transcription initiation at RNA polymerase III promoter. NCBI's taxonomy places the organism in Eukaryota, Metazoa, Chordata, Testudines, Dermochelyidae. The transcript is spliced from 7 exons.